Messenger RNA from Anarrhichthys ocellatus (wolf-eel), 2282 nucleotides. RefSeq names its product protein lifeguard 3. The coding region runs from base 1 to 978 and encodes 325 amino acids. The record is from RefSeq and is a predicted model, not a curated record. Gene Ontology annotation, cellular component: membrane; endoplasmic reticulum; Golgi apparatus. Lineage: Eukaryota; Metazoa; Chordata; Actinopteri; Perciformes; Anarhichadidae. The transcript has 11 exons. Gene Ontology annotation, biological process: negative regulation of apoptotic signaling pathway.
AUGACGUCUAAAACUGAUAAUCCUCCACCCUACGAGGAUGCACUACAUCAUCCUAAGUAUGGAAACGACCCCCACCAGCCACAGCAUGGCUCCCCUCUUCCACCACCUCCAUCUUACAGCCCCAGUCCGGGCAUGUACCCCGGUCCGCCUGGCUACUGGGGUCAGGAAGGCGUCUACCCGCAAGCGGGGAUGUGGGAAGCCCCUGGCUUCUCUCCGUCUGGGAGGCCUACCACAAUACCGACUCUGUCUGCUGGAGUGUCUCCAUCCAACCAAGGAGACAUGGAGGAUUUUCUGAGCACCCAGUGGGAGAGCACAUCUAUUCGGCAUGCCUUCAUUAGAAAGGUUUACUUAAUUUUAACAGCACAGCUUGCCGUCACCUUUUCAGUUGUCGCUGUCUUCACAUUUGUUGACCCAGUGAGGCUAUUCGUCAUCAGAUACCCUGGCAUCUACUGGGCAUCUAUUGUGGUUUAUUUUAUCGUUUACUGCAUUCUCGUCUGCUGCAAAGAGCCGAGGAGGCGUUUCCCAUGGAAUCUUGUGCUGCUGGGAAUAUUUACUCUCGCCUUGUCUUACAUGUCUGGAACAAUUUCGAGCUAUUAUGAAACAAAGGCGGUGUUUCUCGCCAUGGGAAUAACCGCAUUAGUGUGCAUCGCUGUCACAAUCUUCUGCUUCCAAACCAAGGUGGACUUCACCUCCUGCGGGGGACUUCUCUGCAUUGCUUCCGUUGUGCUCAUGAUCAUAGGGAUUGUUACGGCUAUCGUCCUCUCCUUCCAAUACGUCCCUUGGCUGCAUAUGCUCUACGCCGCAAUUGGAGCUAUCGUUUACACUCUGUUUUUAGUAUACAACACCCAGCUUCUUAUUGGGAAUCGGGAGUUGUCCAUCAGCCCAGAGGAGUACAUCUACGGAGCCCUCUCUCUCUAUAUUGACAUUGUUCACAUCUUUCUCUUCAUCCUUCAGGUCAGUGGCUCUGCUACUGAAUAAGCCCAUGGGUUGGAGCUUGUAGUCUGCAAGUUUCUACUUGCAGGAAAUUGAUUGACAUUAACCAGAAUGCUCUAUGUAAACAAUUAUCACUAAGGAUGUUUCAAUACCAGCUAUCAAUGUUUCAAGCUAUUUAAUUAUAUGUGUUUAUUUUUUUAAUGUCAGUAACACUAAUGUCGGAGCACUUUUAUUCUCGCACUGUGUGAAUCAGUCUUUCACCUCCCCAAAUGUGAAUGAGAGAAACUAAAGCAUAUGUAUGGGUGUUAUUUCAUAUAUUGUCUUGCCUGCGUUAUUGUUAAGUGUUAUUUUAGUAGAUCAUGCGUGCGUCAUGUAGCCAAGAGAUAUUACAUUGAGUAUACACUGGAAUGGACAUAAAUGUGCACGGUUAUAAAAUGCAUUACUCUGUAAACUAUUACUUUUAUCAGAUGUCAUCUGUGUUGAAUUCAGAGGCAGUUCACACGAAAAACAUACAAAAAAAUAGCAAAAAAGUAAUUGAUGGCUUCAGAAGUUUUUAUUAUUUGUGUUUAGUCCUCUGAUGACGUACAAAACACCUGUAGUUACAGGCAUAGUGCAUUAGUACUUAGUCUGUGCUGGUAGUAGGAGGGACUCAGAUCUGUAGUAUGGUAGUUUUUUUUUUUCUAAACAUCUCCAUAGAAAAGAACGUAGACAAACAGUGACUCGAUUAAAAGAAGGUUUACGUAUGAGCACCUUUACAGGAACUUCAGUAAUAACCCUUACUAACUCCCUUUUCUCUGUUAUUUGCUGUUGAUAGACAGUCAAUAAAGUACACCCUACUGUUGCAGAUGCGUCAUUCUCUCAUCUUAAUGGUUAAUCAUAGUGGCACGUUAAAGUCAUAGGGUGGCACUAGCUCCUAUAUUCUCCCCCUCUCUGGAUUGUAGAUUAGUAUGGUUUUCCCGUCACCAGCAUCUGCUUCGUCUAAAGGUUGUUUAGCGCUCAAGGGGUCAGGCGCUUCGGGUCACGUGGGAACAUGGAGGUUUGACGGAUGUUGUGGAGACCCAGGUACAGCAUGCAGACCCUCUCCAGUCCUGGAAGACAUGACAGUUCAGUCACAUAUAGUAUAUUAUUUGAAUGCAGGUGUUCAAUGAAAGAGAAAAAAAAAAAAGUUCUGUCUCCUGUGUGUGUGUUGCACAAAAAACUGAUAUUCCUUACCGAUGCCUCCACCGCCAUGUGGUGGAGCUCCAUACCGGAAGGAGUCGAUGUAUGCCUUGAUCUUCUCCAGAUCUGUAGUAUCACAAAAACAAAGAGGUUGCUAAAGAAACUGUAUUUUUUACAGACCGCUGAUCUAA